AUGAAUGACGCGCUUUAUUUUCUCUACCAGCAUACGAGUAGCUUUGAAAAGUUAACGGACUAUGAACCAGCGGUGCUGGUCGAGGCGUCACCACUGGAGCCGUACCAGACCCUGGCUCCAGCGGACGUCGAGCUGGACUUUGCUGUACUGGUUCCCGAGGCUUGUGCUCGGCUCUGGGGCUGGCCACGAAACACCCUUGUCUCGGUAAACGGUAAACACUGGGCGUAUGUGGAACUCGUAGAAAGCGAGGUGCAGCAUUCGACGCAACCGGCACAGGUCUGGUUGACGCAACCGCUCUGGUGGACGCUGCACCACAGCGACGACGACGAUGAGGUACCGUGUCCAACGACUCGUCGUUGCUGGUUGAGUCUCCGUCAAGCAGCGCGUUAUGAACCGAUCCGCUGGCGACUAGGAAGCGUGCCGGCGACUCGGGUCGUUGCGGAAGCAGUUCCUCGCGCAAAGCGUGUACGCGUGGCGGUCAUCAACGACGGUAGGAUCAGGGACCUCGACGCUGAGGUCGCAUCAGCGCUCGUACAAGCGGCAUUUCGUCGAUUCAUAACCGAACGAGCACCUCAUAGACCGCUCUUGCUCAAGGUCGGGGAUGUGCUGGCGGUGCCGUUGCCCGCCUUUGCUGAGCCCGAACGGCAAGCGCAGACUCGCGCGGACUCCAGUGAGGUGCCCUGUCGAGCCGCUGCACCAGGCACGGAAUUCGUGCAGCACUCGCUUACCAGCUGGUUCGAGUCCAUUCAUCGCCCGGUAUUCUAUACACGGGUUAUGGCGGUGGAUGCUGACGAUGACGCUGCUGCCUCGGUAUCGACGUCGUCACUGCAGAAGAUCGUCAGCGACCUCGGUGCAGCUGUCGAUGCCGAUCGAACUCGACUGCUGCAGGAGGCGCACCUUCCCGGACAGACUGUCUAUCCGCUGCGGAAUCGUUGGCAUCUCCGAGCUCGAGCCUGGGAGAGAAUGCUCUUCGAGCAGGCACUGGAGCCGCUGAACAAGUUGAAACAGGUGCUGGACGCGAGCCUCGCAUGGAUGCGUUCACCGGGUAGCGAGUCGAGCAGCAAGCGGGGUGCCCCAGGCCCACCGCUCUCCGUUUUGGCGGUGCUCGUGUAUGGAAAUCGGCCACUUCAGACGUUGUGGACGUGUUUGCAGGAACUGAAUGCCUGGGGUAUGCAUUUAUGUGAAAUCGAUUGCGCACUGCUAAUGCCGGCAGGUGUCGCAGACCGGACACCCGCGAGCGCUUCCAACUCGAGGGCGACGGCAACGCUGGACCCGUGGCAAACGCUGUUAGCUCAUUUGCGACUGGCAGAGGAGCGGUGGCGAGACGCCUGGCCUGCUGUCCUGUUUCUGUCUCGCUUUGACGUUCUGGUGCGACUUGUAUCACCGGGCGCUUUGGAGCAGGGCGUCAACGUGGAGGUGCAACGCGCACUGCUGGCAACGCUGCGGCGUCUGCUGGGCGAUCGCACCUGGUACAUAGACACGGCAAGCGUAGGUAGCAGCUCGACGAAGCCACCGCUGACCCGUUCGGUGUCCGGAGUGGUGCAUCACGGAAUGCGCUCAGAGACGGUAAGUGGACAGGUUAGGCGCUGGUUGGUGUUUGUGGAUGUUUCAGCGACGACGUUGACGCCGGCGGAUUUGCCUGCAUCCUUGCGGGGUUUACUGACCGCUGCUUUGGAGACGCCUCCAGUGACGCGGUUGGAAGUUGUACGGGCGCUUGAGCGUACGCUGGUGCAUGAAUUGGGCACCAGCAUUCCGUUUGGCGACGCUUUCCGCCGCAGACUGGGGGCAGCGCUUGCCGAUAUCCAGACCUGGAGAGAGUCGGAAGCGUUGGCCUUGCUUCGGCGUUUGGCGGGUCGUUUGCAGGUGGCCUCUGUGAACGGCACCCCGGCGCCAGGCGAUAUCGAGCAGUACAUUACGUUGGUUGCUGAUAGUGCGCGCUUCUUCCAGCGGAUGCGAAUGGCGGUUACUGUGGGGAUUCCCAGUGUACCACAGGUCCGCUGGACCGAUAUCGGUGGACUCGAGGCCGCCAAGGAGGAAGUCCGCACCCUCUUGGGAUCAGGUCCGGGAUUCUCGUCGUCGUCGUCGUCAGCAGCAGCAGCAGCAGCGGGGAGACGGCUACCUCGUCGAUCAGGGAUUCUGUUUUACGGACCUCCGGGGACGGGUAAAACGCUGUUGGCCAAGGCGAUAGCAAGCGCGUGCGGAUGUGCAUUUAUUAGUGUCAAGGGACCCGAACUCAUGAAUAUGUAUAUUGGCGAAAGCGAGCGGAAUAUUCGGGAGAUUUUCACGAGAGCCCGACAAAGCGCGCCUUGUGUCAUUUUCUUUGACGAACUCGAUAGCAUUGCGCCUCGACGGGGUGCUGGCAGUGACUCGGGAGGCGUCUCUGAUCGCAUGGUUGCCCAGCUGCUCGCGGAAAUCGAUGCUUGUCAGAUGAGCAGUCGUCCAGGUCGACUUGCAUCCGUGGCAACGGUGCUUGGGGCAGCCGUCGAUGAUGCAGCAGCAGCAGCAGCAGCAGUGGAUACGUCGGCUUCGCGGCCCACAGCGGCGGUAUUUGUCCUUGGUGCUACCAAUCGACCCGAUUUGUUGGAUCCAGCGCUCUUACGACCUGGUCGCUUCGAGCGCUUGGUAUAUAUCGGUGCCCCGUCGACGAUGGCGGAGAAGCUUCAGGUCUUGGAAGCGCUCACCUCGAAGUUUCAGCUCGCACCGGAUGUGGAUCUCCAGCAGGUUCUUGCUUCUGCACCUCCCGUGCUCACUGGAGCAGACCUGUACGGGCUUGCGGCGCAGGCGUGGGUACGUGCUGCAAAACGAACCCUUGCUGAAAGCACGCUCGGAAAUGCGUACAGGGACCUCAUGAAACGACUUGUUGGUGACAGCGACCAGCGCGGUAGUUCAGAGGCCGCAUCGAAUGGUGCUACCACUGCCACUGCUGCUGCUGCUGAAACUACUGGAGAUGCUGCGACAUCGACCAGGUUGUCUACGACGUCCGCAAACGGUAGCGAGCCGGUAUCUAGCGUCGCAGACGCCUCCUCGGAGACCGUAACACCGCUGGUGAUCGUACGGCAGGAGGAUUUGCUGGAAGCAGCGCUUCAAGCGACCAGCUCAGUGAGUUCCACGGACCUGCAGCGCUACCGGGAGCUGUUUGAGCGCUUUACCACCUCGAAUCGAAACGAUGUUGCCUCAUGGGAUGGGAACCUGGAUGCCGUCACCGCCACCGCGACGCAACCCUGA
Cyanidioschyzon merolae strain 10D is the source of this 3225-nucleotide messenger RNA. RefSeq names its product probable peroxisomal biogenesis factor 6. Bases 1 to 3225 code for a protein of 1074 amino acids. The record is from RefSeq and is a predicted model, not a curated record. Gene Ontology annotation, molecular function: ATP hydrolysis activity; ATP binding. Gene Ontology annotation, cellular component: peroxisomal membrane; cytosol. Gene Ontology annotation, biological process: protein import into peroxisome matrix. The transcript has a single exon. NCBI's taxonomy places the organism in Eukaryota, Rhodophyta, Bangiophyceae, Cyanidiales, Cyanidiaceae.